Thlaspi arvense is the source of this 678-nucleotide messenger RNA. NCBI's taxonomy places the organism in Eukaryota, Viridiplantae, Streptophyta, Magnoliopsida, Brassicales, Brassicaceae. The record is from the annotation of a GenBank genome assembly.
AUGAAUCCCAUAUACCCAGUUAAGGAGGAGUACCGGGAUCGAACUCCGGCGAGCCGCCGCCGCCGCCACCACUACCCCCGCGGCGAUGGAGGGGCUUCACGACGCCGGACCACCGCCGUUCCUGACCAAGACCUUGACAUGGUGAAUGACCCAGCAAGCGAUCGCAUAGUCUCUUGGAGCAGAGAGGAUUUUAAUGAUGGAACUGGUGAAGCUGAGACAGCAGCAGCAGAACACCAGAGCCCACCUUCAAGCCAUGGAUAUGAGGCUUCAAGGCACGGAAAAGAGGCAGCAGCAAAUGAUGAGUUUUCUGGCCAGAGCUAUGCAGAACCAGCUUUUAUUCAACGGCUAGUCCAGCAGAAGGAAAAGAGAAAAGAGCUUGAAGAAGCCAUUAGCAAGAAAAGGAGAAGACCAAUUGAUCAAGGCCCAAGUGGUGAAACAAGUCAAAUUGGUGAAGGGUUUGACUUCAAAUUCAAUCCCAUAAAAGCUGAACCUCUUGAACCGGAGAUCAAUUUGGAUCUGGAGUUUCAGAGUUGGAAGCACUUGCCAUGGAGAUGCAGGGAGCUUCUGAGUGAGAAAUUUGACGGAGAACGCAGCGAAGAGGAAGAUGUGAACGUUUUGGCCAGCCAGUUGGGUCACUUAGGGUCCUGUGGCGAAGAGGACAAUGAGAAUUCCUGUGCA